AUGGCAAAGUUUAAUGCUUUUGAUGACCACUGUGAUGCUUCAGCUGUCCUCACACUGCUUGGUGGUGUACCUGUGUUCUCAGCUACUGUGCAAGCUGCAGCUGGUGAUGUCAGGAACCUUGUCAGGAAUGACGGGGCACACUGUGUGUUCAGUAAGUGGGAUCCUGUUAAGUUUCAGCAGAGUUUUGUUGAGAUGGAAGACCUGGUGAGAGCCAUGGCUCUCCCUACUGCAGAUAAAGCAGAACUCCUUAAAGAACUGAAAGAUUGGGAGACUAAAGGUAAUAUAAGUUUCAUAUAAUUUUUAAUAAAAUAUGAAUGAUGAGCAUUAUUGAUGUUGUUAAAAUUUUAAACCUUUGCUGACCUUACUGAGCUGAAUGGUGCUUUUAAAGGGUUAUCAGGAGGUGUUUCAGUCAAAUAUGUAUACCAAAUAAUUAUGCUGUACCCCAGCAGCGACAAAAAAAAUUGAUGGAGAUCAACAGUAGAAAGAAAGCUUAACAAUAUGGUGGAAUUGUCUUUAAUUUGUAAUUCUCCUUUAACAUUUUUGAGAUGAUUUUUUCUUAAAACAAGAUGCAUAUUGUUUUCUCAAAUUUUGCCACAGUGGCAAAAACCCUAAAAGCUGAUUGAAUAGCAUGGGUAAAGACCAAGAGAGUCACCAUACUGAUAAAAAAUGGAAAUUUAUUCAAGUCAUAAUGAGGUGGGUUUGAUUUGUGAAACUGUUUAUACAAGACCUAAUACCUAAACCUCAAUCAUUGACCCUUACUGUACACCCCUGACUGCAGAAAGGAAAACUAAUCUCAACUGAUUUCAGUGAAAAUGAUGUUUCACUCUACAUUCUAAAAUUAUGUUCAAAAGGUUCGUAGAAAACAAAAGCUGUUUUUUGUAAAAGUACUUGUGAUUUUUAAAAUGUCACCUGAGUUAUGUGCUGUUUAAAAAACGAGCAGGAGCGUAUUAUCUGGUUUAAAAACCCAAUAAGGUGAAGCCAAGAGAUUUUAAACCUGAUAAUACACCACUGCGAGUUUUUUCACUGGCUUCAAAAUCUCUGAUAUAUAUCGACAACUCAUUCUUGAACUAACAUUAAUAGAUUUGGGUUUUUUUUGGUCUCAAAAAUUGGACAUAAAGUUGCGUGUCUUUAUCAGCUAUAAAGACCCCAUUAAACAUUAAUUUCUUUUGUUUUUUCUUUAUGAAUUACUAAUGAGUUUUUGAAGUUAAAGAAAAAGUUGUGAGGUUUGGAUGUUCCUUUUCUUUCCGGUUAGCUGUUCUUAAUAUAUUGCCGUACGUACAGUGUAUAUUUGUAGAUAUUACAGUUCAAUGUGCAAUUUAAUCGUCCUGCUUUGUUUGCAGGGACUCUUUUGUGCAUGAACUCUCCUGUAGACCCAGCACUGCUUCAACUUGUCCAGCAAGAAGUAAGGUUUUUACAAGAUAACGUGAACAACUUGUCAGUAGAAUUUGAACAAGAAAGGUUGAGGAUACAACAGGAACUACAAAACGCUGCCAUAAUUCUUGAAGAGAUGAAACAGACAGUGGAAGGACUGAAGAAUUUUCAAGGUAAUCCUGUUUAACCUCUCUCAACCCAUUUUCAAAUUAAUAUUGACGUCACUAUCACAGUAAAAAUAUAAUAGUUUCCUGCUUUUUAUUUAAUUGUGGGAUCAUCUAAAAAUUGCAAACAUUAUGGUUCUGUUUUGUAGAGGAUGCAGAGCAGAGGUUAGAAAAUCUAGAGACUUUUCAAGGUAAUCCUGUUUAACCUCUCCCAACUUAUUUCCGUAUUUAUACUGACGUCUUUAUUACAAAAAAAUACAAUGGUUUCCUGCUUUUUAUUUACUUUAUCAUCUAAAAAUUGCAAACAUUAUGCUUCUGUUUUGUAGAGAAUGCAGAGCAGAGGUUUGAAAAUCUAGAGACUUUUCAAGGUAAUCCUGUUUAACCUCUCCCAACCUAUUUUCAUAUUUAUACUGACGUCACUAUUACAAAAAAAUACAAUGGUUUCCUGCUUUUUAUUUACUUGAUCAUCUAAAAAUUGCAAACAUUAUGCUUCUGUUUUGUAGAGAAUGCAGAGCAGAGGUUUGAAAAUCUAGAGACUCGUUCCGGAAAAGUUGAAGGCCAAGUACACAGUCUUACAGGUAACCUUGAGAUGACAAUUAUAUCUAAUUAUUUACGGAAAGAAGACGGCAGAUCAGUGGUUUAAACUAAGUUAAAGACCUUGGAAAGGUCGUUAAGCAGGUAAAUAUAAACUGUGCGUCACACAGAAACUGACCCUCUAACUGGUGCUGCCUCUGUUUAAGUCCACCCAGUCUGUUAAAUCCGGUGGUCGUGGAAUUAGCUUUUUCCAGGCUCUCAGAUGGUGGGGAAGACGCGAAAGUGAAAGGCACGCGAAAAGUUGGCGGAGCAGGAAAAAGGAAAAAAGGAAGGGAUAGACAAAUGAUCACAGGCUCCGCCGCCCUUCUCUCCCCAGUUUCUUCCCGUGUUAUUUUCGUGUUUGCACUUUCUCAAUUCAGCGGACCCGGCUAUCUUAGAGCCUGGAACAGGCUAUCGUGGAAUGAAAUACCGUGGAUGAGAUCGGAGGACAACACACGUGUCCUCUUUACAUAAAAUGUUAACAUUACAUGUUAGUAUGCGUGGACGUCAUCAUACAAAGGCACCACUGGCAGUUGCUAUCAGCCAUGAGCUAACUGUAACCCGCGCAACGCAUUACGUGAAUUAUGUGCACACCGCCAUGUUAAUGUUCCACACUCUUUUCAAAAAGUAGCGUGAGAUCUUUUAAAUGUCCCCUUCGAUUUGGCCAAUGAAUGAAGGAUGAAAGAACACCGUGAAUACUUCCCAUCGUUUCAACAUUACAACGAUGAAAGAAUUGAAAUUGAAUGACACCAUGAUUUCGAUUUUAGUGUCUUAGUUUUCGUAAUCUCGAAAACUAAGACGGGUCUUAGGUCUUAGUUUUCGAGGGUCUUAUCUAUCGGUCAAAUCGAAGCUUCAAAACAUCCCCCCCGGGCAUGCCCCGGGCAUUUGACACCUUUGCCGUCCAGGGGAGGAGGGAAUUUGAUUAUCAGAGUUUUCCAGGGGAUAGGGAAUUUGAUCCCCCUGCACUAGGGGGGGGGGGGGAAUUUGAACUGCACCCUCGAGUUCAUAUGAAAUCUCUGGCGAGGCGAGCUGUCAUGGGGGACGCGGUGUUAGAGGAUUUUCGUGGAAAAGAUUGUGCCUUUGUGGCCAAUUGGUUACAAGGUUUGUGCCGUAUUUGAAGGUAUUUAAAUUUUAAUAUUUUUAGUAUUGGAUUCAGGCUUUGAAUAUAUGAAUGUAGAAGAAUGUAUAGUCGAAUUGCGCGUAUUUUUUUCUCAACGAAGACGUAACGGUGAAGAAAGCUAAAAUUACUGCAGAGGGCGAUUUUUCACAGCCUUCAUUAAAGCACCAUUCAUUCGCGCAAGUAUUCUUAGUUUCAUUAAUCAUUAACUUAAUGUGGGGAGAAAGGCAAGACUUCGAGAUAAACAAGCCAGCGAAAGGGUGAAAAUGCAGUUUCACGGCAAAAUGGACAUUAUAGCGUUAUACUUUUGAAAAGAAUUAAAUAUCUAUAGGAUAAUUGUUUAACGAGAAAUUAUCAUACUGACCUUUUCCUGCUGCUCAAAAAAUGUGCGCGAAAUGUAAGGUCGUAGCAACAUUCAGCCGCCAUCUUGUCUUCUAUGUACUGUUUUACGAAAGGAAAGACUGUCCUCUCAAGGGCGACAGCGAGGUUACAAUAAACUCACUUUCAUCGUAGAAAUGCCUCGAUACCUUAAAGAACAGGUUUGUGGAACGUAGCACCCAAUAUACGUCAUUCAGCUCCAGAAAACAGCCUGCAAAUACUAGUAGUGAAGCACUUCAACUGACCGUAUUGGCGCAUGUGCAUACAAAAUGUCCUCCUGUUUUUACGGAGUAGGUGAACGUACCACAAAAAGUUUCUUUUUUCUUUUUCUAAACUCAGAUACGGUCUUUUCGAAUUCAAUCCAGAACAUUUCGCCAACAUUUGACAAAUUAAAUGAAAAUUGAUAAGAUCGAUGAAAUUUGAAACAGUGCGAAUUUACUUUUUAAGUGAAUUUUCGGUGUGUUCUCAUCCAAAAAUUUUUCUACCAUGACAACGUGACGUAACGACUUCUCCUCUCUAUUCUGUUCCAAUGCUGGGGUUUCUUGGAGACCAAUCAAGAUUAACUUCCUAAUAUGGAAUCACUGAAACGUGAGAUUGUAGCGCUAGUGUUACGAAAACUGUGUUGCGAUGUAAACGAAGCACUACAAAGGGCAAUUACAGUUUUAGAAGUACACUUUGACCAAAAUCGGAAUUCAAGAUGACCAGGAUUGACUUACUCCGAACAAGACAAAGCCAACUAUUCAUGAUAAGCAUCUUACGGCCUUUGUGGACCCGACUUAACUUGAUACCGAAAGAGCUCUAGCGCGUGCUAAAACAUUUGUGUCAACACAUUACGCGACCUUAUUCUCUGGUUCCAUAUUUGGGCAAAAAAAUUUCUGUGCUUCUGAUUGGACGGUUUAAAAACCCCAGCAUGGUUCUAAACAAAUAAGGGGAAGUUAGACACUUCGGGGUUAUAUGCUUCUGUUCUAUGUCAUAAGAGGGAAAUUGUUUUACGUAGGGAAAGGUUGAAAAUUGAAAAUACGCUUCUUAGUCGACGUUUUUCCUUUCUCCUCUUUAUUUCACCUGCACAAAAGUUUCAUGACUUGACGGCAAAAGAAUCUGCUGUGUCAAAUGCUUCUCUUCAAGACCCGCCGGUGACAACUUAUGGUAGGUUUGCAGCAGUUAUGAUAAUAACUGAUUUAGAGUGAAAUUUUUAUUAAUGGCAAGAAACAAGGGAAAACCAAAUUGCCUUGCAUACAGUUAUCAAAGGGAGUUAUAAGAGGAAGAUCACAUUUUCUCUCUACAUAUUUUAUAAUUAGACACCAUACUUUCUUGUGAAUGUACUUCAAUAGUUUUAACAAUUUGACAACACUCUGAGAGAGUGUUUGACAAAAACUAGUGAUAGGAAUGGUUUGCUUGUGGUGACUGGGACACUUGAAAUGAAAAUGCUAACUAAAUAACGAUAAGUCCAAUGCGCGUGAACUUUCGUCGACUGUUAAUAUUCAGUGUUCAAGUGUAUUUUAUUUUAAACGCGAAUAAAAUUAUGCCUCAUUUCUGUUUUCCCCCAUCCGUCAAUCCAGGUAAACUUGUCUAACUUAUCACACGAGACACCAAAGGCGGGGUGAUGUGUCCCUUUCCAUGGUGUGAAGAUGAACUACAACUGAAGCUAUCGAACAUAGCUAUUGGAGUAUUUCUAGAUCUCUCGAAAGCCUUAGAUACGGUCAACCACGACCUUCUUUUCAAUAUACUUGAACACUAUGGGGUUCGGGGGCUACCACUAGAAUGGGUCAAAAGUUACUUUUGCAAUAGGUCACAAUUUGUUGAAUUCAACAACUACAGGUCUGCCCACCAGAAGUUUUCCUAUGGGUUGGCUCAGGGCUCCAUUCUUGGUCCUUUUUUUAUCCUGUACGUCAAUGAUUUAAUUAAGGCCUCUCAACUUGAAACAAUCUUGUUUGCUGACGACACAACCUUAUUUAUCUCCCACAGUGACCCUGUUUCCCUAAUCAAUUUAUAAAAUAGAGAAUUGGUCAACCGCAUCAACAUAACAACUUUCUUUAAUUUACCAGACAUGUUUCGACGAUACAUCCGUCAUUUUCAUUGUUACAUAUUUUGAAAUCGCCGUUGAAUUUAAAUCGCGCACGAUGUUACAAGUACGUUACAUUGCGUUGGCAAUGGUUGAGGUCACGUUUCUCCCAUUUUAUGAACAUAGAUUCUUUGAGCUUCACUUGGUACUUGGUAGCUGCGGAGUGCAGGAUCUGAAAGCCAUCCGGUGUACAGAGUGUUCUACAAGUCUCGACGGCGGUUUGUGCGUCCUUGGUCUCCCUAAGAUGCACAAACCACGAGCGCCAAAUUCCACUCCCCCAUUUCGCCCUAUAGUUCCCUCCAUACGCGCCUAUAACUACAGCUAGGCCAAAUACUUAAGUAAUCUCCCCCAACCUCGUAUUCCAUUCACGUUCAUUGCUUCAGACUCCUUUUCCACUCAGAACAGGAUGCAACUUUUUUCUUCAAUUACAUCAACAAUCAACACCUUAAUAAACACUUUACAAUGGAGCGGGAAACUGACCAUGUCUACCUUUCCUAGAUGCUCUAGUCAACAACACCGACCCACACCUAAGCGUGACCACCACUUAACGCCGGAAAAAAAACUUUUACAGGUUUGCUCACCAGUCAUCUGAGUUUCUCCCUCUUUACUUAGAAAUUGGGGUUAAUCAAAAAUUUGAUUGAUAGAACCUUCAAGAUAAACCACACUUGGAUGGGGUUCCACACUGACCUCCAAAAAUUGUCUGUCAUUCUACGGAGGAAUCUCUUUCCUGAGAACCUUAUAAACAAAUUUAUUUCUAAAUAUAUUGAGACAGUAGUCAAGGGAAGGAAAACAGAACCUCACUCAGGAGUCGAGCCCAAGUUCUAUUGUAAAAUCCCUUACGGUGAGCAUAUCUCAGUCACGGCACAGUGAAGUAUUCGCAAACUUGCUAAUCAGUUAUGUAAACCUAUUGAUAUAAGGCUUGUCUUUACUACUUUCAAAAUCAAGAAUCUUUUUAAUGUGAAAGCUGCUGUCCCCACAGGUAACCCAGGCUCUGUGAUAGUACCACAGUACGGUUCCAGUAAAAUUACAGUGUUUGUAUGGGGUAAAAAUAUCAUCCUAAAAUUUCUAGGAAAUACUAAAUAAAGAUCAAUGAAACUUGCUCUGCAGUUAAUUGUUGUUGUCCUUAUUGCUCCAACGAAGUUUCGUGAUAAUUUGCAGUAAUUUGUUCAAAUUCACUCUAUCUACAAUAAUAAUAUACAAGGUAGGAAACAAGAGGUGCCAUUUUCGCCGACAUGCUCUCAUUCAACACAACUUUUUCCACGAAAUUCGAACUCCAACGGAAAAUAAACAUGCCAGGAUCGUAGAAAUAGGAUAGCAGCAGAUAUAGAAACCAAUGAAGCUUUCCCAGAUAGAGAAACGAAUCCCAAAAACUUUGGCAAACUCGAAGAAUAUAAUCCAAACAGACCGAGAAUACGCUCGCCGAAGCAGCCGGGCCAGAUCAACACGCGGCCAAGAAAAUGAGGCCUGGGCACUGUACAAAAAAAUUCAAUCCCGAGGGUCCUGGGGUGAACUUUCUAGGGACCGAUACAUCAUUUGUCCAAAGCCACCCUCCCCUACUGGAAAAAUACUUGAUAGAAGGCAAUUGUUCUUCCUAGCCAAUCACUAUGGCCUGUUAUAAAGAGAUUAUUUUCCUCUCGAACUAUAUUCAGCUCCUGGCGCUGGUCCUCAGAAAGUUUAUCAAACAUCAAUAGGGCAAGGUUAUAAGGGCAAAGGAAAGAACAACGAAGGAGGAUUUACAAAACUCAAAACGAGCAAAAGAUAUAAGUGAAUUUUGGCUCUUACCGAGGCAUUUGUACAACAGGACGAAAUUCAAAGAGAGGUGUAUCACGAUGAUUCACAUAUUUAACCGAUAGAGCGUUCACUUGUAUUGACAAGAAGGCGGCGUGUUACUGCCGCAUUAAUCGCUAAAUAUGUUAAUCGCGCUAGUUCUUUGUUUACUAGUGCACGUGCCUUUCACAUUCGUCUCAGUUAUCGCAAUUCAUAUUCUGUCGCAAUUUUCUGUAUAAAUUUUGACAUUGGUUUGUAAGCUUCACCGUUUAUUUACGAUAGUUUCGCUCGAGAGUUCACAGCAACAGUAUCUCAGUCAUCAUCUACCUUUUGUUCAACCUUGUUUUUAGCCCGCCUUGUAAGCAUUUCGCUUUGUUAUUUCAUUAGUUUCAUUACUGUUAUUUGCAUUCCUUAGUAAAAGAAAUGGGACGCCUUGUAACUCCGCAGACUCUCCUGAUUAUAUUACUUUUUUUUUAGCCAUUUAAAUUCAGGCGCGUGUGCGGGGUUUGCUCUGGCAAAUGGUGAUUGGCUAGGAAGAACAAUUGCCUUCUAUCAAGUAUUUUUCCAGCAGGGGAGGGUGGCUUUGGGCAAAUGAUGUAUCGGUCCCUAGAAAGGUCACCCUAGGACUCCCGGGAUGGAAUUUUUUUGUACAGUGCCCAGGCCUCAUUUUCUUGGCCGCGUGUUGAUCUGGCCCGGCUGCUUCGGCGAGCGUAUUCUCGGUCUGUUUGGAUUAUAUUCUUCGAGUUUGUCCAAGUCUGUGGGAUUCGUUUCUCCAUCUGGGAAAGCUUCAUUGGUUUCUAUAUCUGCUGCUAUCCUAUUUCUACGAUCCUGGCAUGUUUAUUUUCCGUUGGAGUUCGAAUUUCGUGGAAAAAGUUGUGUUGAAUGAGAGCAUGUCGGCGAAAAUGGCACCUCGUGUUUCCUACCUUGUAUAUUAUUAUUGUAGAUAGAGUGAAUUUAAACAAAUUACUGCAAAUUAUCACGAAACUUCGUUGGAGCAAUAAGGACAACAACAAUUAACUGCAGAGUAAGUUUUAUUGAUCUUUAUUAAGUAUUUCCUAGAAAUUUUAGGAUGAUAUUUUUACCUCAUAUAAACACUGUAAUUUUACUGGAACCGUUCUGUGGUACUAUCACAGAGCCUGGGUUACCUGUGCUGUCCCUGAGGGGCUUUGCGCCCGUGUGGUUUAUAAAUUUUCGUGUGCAAGUUGUAAUGCUUGUUAUGUUGGUGAAACCAGCCGACUUUUCUCCACACGAGUGCGCGAGCACUUACUUUCCGACAGGACUUCGAACAUUUUUAGACAGCUGCAGAGUUCAGAGUCUUGUCGAACAUCCUGCACACCGAAUUGCUUUCAGAUGAUGCACUCUGCAGCUUCUAAGUACCUGGAGAAACCCGACCUCAACCAGCAGGUGAAACACAUAAACUUGACUCUCUCCUCGUAAGUAGCUAAGCUUCACUAAUUUUGAACUUUUCAGUGCGUAAUAUUGCCAACGCAAUGUAACGAACUUUGUAACAUCGCGCGCGAUUUAAAUUCAACGACUAAUUAACAAUUAUUCUUUGAAAUCGAGGUGAAUAGUGGCAAAAUAUUUACCGAGCCGCGAAAGCGGCGAGGUAAAUAUUCCCAAAGCCACUAUUCACCGAGAUUGAGAAGAAUAAUUGUUUUAGUAUAUACACACGAAGUGAUCUCAACAAAAUCAGAAAGGAAACCAUUCAAAAGUAGGAUUUGAUUGACAGAUCAAAUCACGCGUAAGUUUAAAAAUAGAUCUUUGCAGAAUUUUCAAACAUGGCAAUUCACAAGUUUACUCAUUUCGCAAACAACAGCGUAAUGGCUUCAAUGGAAUCGCUAAAAGUUUGAACUGUUUCCUUACCUGAGAAAAAAAGUAGAGCUGUGUUGUUUUCUGUUGACUCGCCAAGUUUAUAGCCAAAAGGGCAUGUUGUGUCGUUCUUCGCAUGAAGUGCUGACAAAAAUGGCGGCUCGGUUGCUCGAGGUAAGAGGUCGUCUUCCUGUAUCAUUCUUUUUCCUGUUUACUUGAAAUGUAGAAUUUCUGCAAACAUUUCCUUUUAAAUUUGUUUGUCAUAAAUAAACUUCGAUUUUUGAGCCAAAAUUUUCUUCUUAGAAAACGCUGAGUUCACGAAACGGCUUCUUCUACGCGAAUACACGGGAGUUGUAAACAAUCCAUCGAGCACAAAACUCCUGCUACAGUAAAUUGAAAAACGCCGUAUUGAAUCCUUCCAAGUCUUUUCUUGCCUUAAAAAAAGUCAGCCCUAGGAUUUUGUCGACUUUUAAAAGAUCGUUCUCUAAAAAAAACGGGAAAAACACCGAGCUCACACAUUAUCCACUCGCUAGGAGGUGAAUAUUGUUGAAUAGUCCGAGAUAGCGAACCAAUCAGAUUGCUUAAAUCACCAAGAUCACUGAGUGUGUAUAUACUAAUUCAAAAUAUGUGACACUGAAGAUGCGGAUGUACCGUCGCAACAUGUCUAGUAAAUUAAAGAAAGUUGUUAUGUUUUAGACCUUUUAGAAUUGGACAAAUUGUCAACCUGGUUUGCAGCAAAUAUGCUUUCACUGAAUUUAUCUAAGACUAAUUUCAUGGUUUUUAAGCCUUGGCAAAAAAAGCAGUCCUUUGAAUUUCAAGUUGUUCUAAACGAGCGGCCUAUCCUUUGUGUCCUGGAAACUAUGCCUCUUGGUGUUCUUCUUGAUGACAAUGUAACCUGGAAAUCUCAUAUAUCUUUAGUAGCCACUAAAAUGUCUAAAUUUAUGGGCAUCAUUCAUAAAUCUACAGGUUUUUCCCUCUGCUCACUCUCUUCGUACCUUGUAUAAUUCAAUGAUCCUUCCAUCCUUCCAUUAUUGCAAUCUAGCUUGGGAUGUACCUAUAAAUCUAAACUUAAAAGGAUAGUUAUUUUACAGAAGCGCACACUAAGAAUAGUUAGGGAAUCUAGGUACGAUGCCCAUACUGACCCGGUCUGUAAGGAGCAAAACCUCUUGAAUCUUUCAAUUAGGCCUUUUUAUGUUUUCAUUUAAGAAUUCUACACUCCCUUCAAAAUUCAAUAACUUAUUUUCUACGAACAACCAAAUAUACAAUUAUAAUACAAGGAGUGCUCAAUCUUUUCGUUUACCGCUAUGCAGAAACAAUACCAGGCGGUUUUCCGUUUACUUUCAAGGUCCAAAGUUUUACAACUCUCUGAAUGCUAAGAUAACUAAAUCUUCCUCCUAUACAACUUUAAAGAAAAGCUUGAGGAAUUUCUUCUCAAUAGGUAUUAACUUAAUGUUGCAUUCAGCUUUAUUUACUUUUAUUUUUGUACAAGCUUGUACUACUUUUGCUGGUCGAUAUUGUCAUAUUAGACUUGCUUUUUUUUAGUUCUAAGGAAACCAGAUUAAUGAUAAGCCCCGUGGUUUCUUUGAGGUUUCCUCGCCAUCUGCUUCCUUUGACUUUCUUUAUAAUUCAACUGUAUUUGUAAUGAUGUUGUGGCGAAUAAGUAUGAAUGAAUGAAUGAACAUCUUCACAAGACUACAGUUAGUUAUUAGAACAAAUGAACGUUCACAACUAACGGAUGACAUCGUCAAUCUGACAGAAAUAUUCAAGUCACAUCUAGAAUGGCACAAUCCAAGAGUGUUGCUGAUCGAGGGGUAUUCUGGGAUGGGCAAAACUACGUAUUGUCAAAAGCUGGCUUAUAAUUGGUCCGUGGGGAUAAUUCCACUUGAUGCUUCGUUUCCCGAAGUGAAUAUAUUGCUGCUGUUGAAAUGCCGUGACGUGCACAUGAGAACCGCUAACAUCGAGGAAGCAGUUGAUGAUCAGCUUUUAUUUUAUAAGUACCGAGAUUUAUCCACACAGAUGACAGUGGUGAAAAAAUCGUUCCUUUUUUAGUCGCAGUCAAUCAGCGACGCGAACGAUGAAAUUUCACUAGUGAAAAAUCAUCGUUCGCGACGUCUGAUUGGAAGAACGAUGUUUUUCACUAGUGAAAAGUGAUCGUACGGCAAGCCACGUCAUCCUUGGCGCGAAAACUGGCAAGCCGCCUUUUUAUUUUCAAGAUGUCGGAAAGGUUUUGGACGUCGGUUCAGUUGACAAUUUCAUUGCAGAACAAGAAAACGAAGCCACAUUACAAAAAACACAACGAGAUGUAAAACUUUUGCAACCUUUUUAGGAACCAGGAAUGAACUUAGAAAAGUUGAAGAAAUUCCAGCACUGGAGUUAAACGAAUACAUCUGCGAGUUUAUCAUUUCGGUCAGAACCAAAGAUGAGAAAGACUAUGAGUCUUCUUCGCUCCGAAGUCUUUUGGCAAGUUUUGAACGACAUCUAAAAAAGAACAGCUACUCUGCCAGUAUCAUGAAUGACCUCGUAUUUGAGAAAACAAGAAAAGUCCUCCUGUCCAAACAGAAAGAGUUAAAGAAGAAAGGAAAAGGAAACAGGCCAAACGCUUCGAUAGCAGUGCCAGGGAGGACAGUGACGAUGAGUAAAAACAUUGCUAUGAUAUGAAUAUGUUGUUUUAUAUCACUAGCUUUAAAAUUUCCUCUUUUCCCUUUGCUUAAAUUUUGAAAAGAAAAUGUUGAAGUUUUUACGCUUUCGAGUGAAUAAAACGUAUUUUAUUGUCUAGAAAUUUUGAAAAGAUGUUGAAUUUUUAAAGAGCGUAUGAGUAAAUAAAACUCAUUUCAUUGUCUUAUCGCUGUUAAUUGUCAUUAUUGUUUGAAAGAAAUAUCAGUACUUAUAAAAUAAACAAAUAACUUCAUGUUGGUUCGCUUGUACGAGUUUUAUUCACUUGUUGUGAAGAAUCGCAAACUCACUCGUUCGCUGCGCUCACUCGUUCGUUUGCGAUUCUUCACAACUCGUGAAUAAACAUCGUACGCACUCACCAACCAUGAAGUAAUCUCUAUCUACCACAUGAUGCAGGCAAGAAGGAAAAAGAAAACUUCUUUCACUUUAUUCACUCCAAUCAGUCUGGCCGAGAAUCUUGCUGGUUCUUGAUGGUUUGGAUAAACUGCGUGAAGAUCUGUAGGAGGGUUUUCUGCCUUUGA
Molecule: messenger RNA, 12435 nt
Organism: Porites lobata
Lineage: Eukaryota; Metazoa; Cnidaria; Anthozoa; Scleractinia; Poritidae
Source: the annotation of a GenBank genome assembly